Galleria mellonella (greater wax moth) is the source of this 968-nucleotide messenger RNA. RefSeq names its product 40S ribosomal protein S2 (gene RpS2). The transcript has 3 exons. Gene Ontology annotation, biological process: translation. NCBI's taxonomy places the organism in Eukaryota, Metazoa, Arthropoda, Insecta, Lepidoptera, Pyralidae. Gene Ontology annotation, cellular component: ribosome; cytosolic small ribosomal subunit. Gene Ontology annotation, molecular function: RNA binding; structural constituent of ribosome. Bases 142 to 927 code for a protein of 261 amino acids. The record is from RefSeq and is a predicted model, not a curated record.
UACAAAUACAGUUAUUUGACGUUUGGUUAAAAAUAAAAAUUGCAUCUGGCAACUUUGAAUUCGGCGGGCAGACAAGCGACGGUCUUUGGCUUCGGUCGGCCAUUUUCUAUUUGACUGUCUCCCUUCGCUCACGGUUCAACAAUGGCGGACGCAGCUCCAGCCGGUGGACGUGGCGGUUUCCGCGGUGGUUUUGGUUCACGUGGUGGUGAUAGAGGCCGUGGUGGCCCACGUGGUCGUGGACGCGGUCGAGGUCGCGGUCGCGGGCGCGGCAAGGAAGAUCAGAAAGAAUGGGUGCCCGUAACUAAACUUGGUCGUCUUGUUCGGGAGGGCAAAAUCGACAAACUUGAGAGUAUCUACCUGUUCUCUUUGCCAAUUAAGGAGUUUGAAAUUAUAGAUUUCUUCCUUGGUCCGUCUCUCAACGAUGAAGUCUUGAAAAUCAUGCCUGUACAAAAACAAACUCGUGCUGGUCAGCGUACGCGUUUCAAGGCAUUUGUGGCUAUUGGAGAUAACAAUGGGCAUAUUGGCUUGGGUGUAAAGUGCAGCAAAGAAGUUGCUACUGCGAUUCGAGGUGCAAUCAUCCUUGCCAAGCUAUCAGUCCUGCCAGUGCGUAGAGGAUAUUGGGGUAACAAGAUUGGAAAGCCUCAUACAGUGCCUUGCAAGGUAACUGGUAAAUGUGGUUCUGUCACUGUCAGGCUGAUCCCUGCUCCCCGUGGUACUGGCAUUGUAUCUGCUCCAGUCCCUAAGAAGUUGCUUCAAAUGGCGGGAGUACAAGACUGUUACACAUCAGCUCGUGGCUCCACUGGUACACUAGGCAAUUUUGCUAAAGCUACCUAUGCUGCUAUUGCCAAGACUUAUGCAUACCUCACUCCCGAUUUAUGGCGAGAUAUCCCAUUGACUAAGUCACCAUACUCGGAAUUCAAAGUUUAAGAACAUCUCAAUGUUAAAUGUAAUUAAACAAAUUUAACAUU